UAACCACAGGAGGGCAAGGAGAAGGGGGCAGGGCGGGCUCUCGGUAGGAGGAGGAGGAGCAGGGUGCGCUGCCUGUACACAAUCGAAGGCAGCACGGAGUGAAGCAGCAUCUGUAUGAGGAGACAGAGGGAGGGAGGGAGAGAAUCAACCUGCAUGGAAUGGAGCAGCGCUAAAGCAGCACUAUCGUCAAGACUGCCACCGCCUCCACCAACGCUGCCCCUCUGGAUGGUGUGUUAAUGGAAGACGCUCAAAGCAGCUCUGUGCUGCCCGAGGGACCAGCUGCGUGGAUCCAGUUACUCCUCUGAUACGAUGCUGAGAGCAGGGGGAGCAGCCACCUCUCUCGCACUGCUGCUGCUGCUGCCACUGCUGUGCUGCUGCCACAUGUGCCACUCACUGCGGGUUCCGAAACUCUCCUCCUUUGCAAAAGCAGAAGACAAGCUCUUCAAAUUCCUCUUUGGAAACUACCAGAAGUGGGUCCGUCCAGUGGAGUACCUAAACCAGACCAUCAGUGUGAAGUUUGGACUUGCCAUAUCCCAGUUAGUUGAUGUGGAUGAGAAAAAUCAACAGAUGACAACCAAUGUGUGGAUGAAACAGGAGUGGAUCGACCGGAAACUCAGAUGGAACCCUGACGAUUAUCUGGGCAUCACAACAAUCCGAGUCCCUUCCAACCGGAUCUGGCUCCCUGACGUUGUGCUGUACGAUAAUUCAGAUGGGCGUUUUGAGGCUACGGUCACCAAGGCGGUCGUUAAGUACAACGGAACCAUAUCAUGGACACCACCGGCAAAUUACAAGUCAGCCUGCACCAUCGAUGUCACCUUCUUCCCUUUUGAUCUGCAAAACUGUUCAAUGAAGUUUGGCUCAUGGACAUACGAUGGCUCCCAGGUGGACAUAACUCUGGAGGAAUUCCAUGUGGACAAGAAGGACUAUUUUGACAACGGUGAAUGGGAGAUUGUGAAGGCCACAGGCAGCCGUGGUCUAAGGACAGACAGCAGCUCCACAUAUCCCACUAUCACCUACUUCUUCAUCAUCCGCAGGUUGCCUCUUUUCUACACGCUCUUCCUCAUCAUCCCCUGCAUUGGCCUCUCCUUCCUUACAAUCCUCGUCUUCUAUCUGCCUUCCAACGGGGGCGAGAAGAUCUCUCUCUGCACCUCAGUCCUGGUGUCUCUCACAGUUUUCCUCCUGGUCAUCGAGGAGAUCAUCCCUUCCUCUUCGAAGGCUAUCCCUCUGAUCGGGGAGUACCUGGUCUUUACUAUGAUCUUUGUCACGCUUUCCAUCGUCAUCACCGUCUUUGCCAUCAACAUCCACCAUCGCUCCUCUUCUACACAUCACAACAUGGCACCCUGGGUGAGGAGGAUCUUCCUGCACCGCCUGCCCAAGCUGCUGUGCAUGCGCAGUCACGCCGACCGUUACGCAACAGCCGGAGUACCAAGCACGGGGGGAGAAGACAGAGGGGGCAGGAUGAAGGACUCAGCACCUGAACUGACUUCUCUGCUCUACACCAAACACAACCUGCAAGCAGCUUUAGAAUCCAUUCGCUACAUAACCAUGCAUGUGGUUAAAGAAAACAAGGUCAGAGAGGUGGUUCAAGACUGGAAAUUUGUAGCACAAGUCCUGGACCGAGUGUUUCUUUGGGCCUUCCUCCUGGUGUCGAUCCUUGGCUCUGCUCUCCUCUUCAUCCCGGUUAUCUACAAAUGGGCCAACAUCAUUGUCCCAAAGCAUUUUGGAAGUACCCUCUAAGAACCAGAGUUUAACUUAUCAGAAUUGCAGGCAAAGCACAUUUACAAGUCGUUAUGGGUCUUGCGUGAAAUUUGAAAGACUGAGAUACUGUGAUUACCACUCGGAUAAAUGUCUGCUCUGGUUAUCCAGUUAUUCCACAAGCCACACCCGUGCCAGAGAUAAAGCUGCAGAUUUGGGGCGUUGUUAGCCGAGUUGAAUUCUGUAUUUCUGAGUUUGAAGGUUAAUGAAAAGAUCAAUUGAUAUAUUAUCAUACAAAAAUUGUCCAUAUCCCAUUUUUUUGUCCACAUCCCACACGUAGGUACAAAAUGGCAGUCCCCACUAAUGGCUAAUGGAGUUUAUGCAAGUUGAAGGUCACAUUAUACUUUUCCAUUCAGUUAAAUUAAUUCCAUUUCAAUCUAGCUUUAUUUGUCAUAUCUCUAACGGGAUUGUCAAAUACACUCACACACAAUAGGGAGUAGAAUACCAUUUAACAUACCACCUGGAUAAUAGACCAAUGUAUCUCAUUUGCAUAAUUCAAGGUUACCAAUGGUUCAACUUUGCUUCUCUGUCAUUUUCACACAUGGGUUGCAGGGUUGUUAACAUGAUAUGAUAAAGAACAAAAGAACAGAACCGCUAAUCCUUCUUAUAAAGUUCAUAUCCCUCAAUUCAAUUUUGUCUGUACUUUCAAAAGACCACAGUUACAUUUACAGAGCCAUUAAAUUAUAAUUCAGAUUAGUCAUGCUGAUACAACAUUUAUCUUUAGGGACACUCAUGGUUUAACACAUUCUCUCUUUUUUCCUCUUGACUAUGCGCGGAAAGGAGAUUUGGACAUGCCCAGACUUGAGUUUCUCUGGUAGCUCUUCCUUUUUGGCCUCUGAACAAAUCCCACAUUCUUUAUGGGUGCUGGAACAUGCUCCAAAGCAACAGAUUGGUGCAGAGGCACUGUGGGCCCUGAGUGUUUUUUACCCACAGUGGCUCAGCACAAACCUUAAUUCCCUCAAAUCUGUCUUCAUAUGCGAUUGAUUUGAUUUGGUUCGUUCCUCACGUGAUGUACUAUGGAGAUUUGUAAUGAAGGGCCUACGGUUCACUACACCCCUCCCUCCAUUCACUGUCUGUUUCACAACAGCUGAAGAGCUUAGUCAUUGGUUGAGCAUGCUCUGCCUCUUCGUGGUUGUGUCUUUCUAUUACAGCUGAAAAAAACAAACAUUAAAGCAGUGAUUGCAGUGAUACAAUCUGACAUUCUAUUUCCAAUUGUUGCUUCAAUACAAGUUCUAAACAAUAACAAGCAUGGAGUAAAAAGGUUUGGUGUUGUUUUUUGGUCUUUUAACGUAAAGCAAAGAAAGAUGGAUGAAAUUAAAGAAAUAGGGAAGGAGAUCCACCAGAAAACCGAAUAAAAUUGAUAUGGCUUA
Messenger RNA from Pungitius pungitius (ninespine stickleback), 3125 nucleotides. It is a transcript of the gene chrna5, whose product is annotated as cholinergic receptor, nicotinic, alpha 5. Gene Ontology annotation, cellular component: postsynaptic membrane; synapse; neuron projection. Gene Ontology annotation, biological process: regulation of membrane potential; synaptic transmission, cholinergic; response to nicotine. The coding region runs from base 310 to 1737 and encodes 475 amino acids. The transcript has 8 exons. The record is from RefSeq and is a predicted model, not a curated record. Gene Ontology annotation, molecular function: acetylcholine receptor activity; acetylcholine-gated monoatomic cation-selective channel activity. NCBI's taxonomy places the organism in Eukaryota, Metazoa, Chordata, Actinopteri, Perciformes, Gasterosteidae.